GAGGCGGAGGGAGGCAACCCGCGGGGAGGCGGACGCCGGACGGACGGAAGCAGCCAAGCGGAUGGCUUCAAUGGUAGGACUCCAACAUUUCCACUCAACAUGUUGCUGAGAGGAUGAAUGAGGUCACACUCGGGACACACUAGCGUACAACACCAGACGAGUAUUUCUUUUUCCCUGUACAACGAAUUUUGAGCAUUUCACCUAACACGUCGACCCGUCAUGGACGAAGGCGGCUUCGCGUUGCCCGAAUUGAAGGACCUGGAGACCAAGUUGGGUCGCAAAGUUCCCGAAAGCCUCGUUCGCUCGCUCGUGGGGGGCAGACACGACAAGGCGACACCACCGGCGGCGCGUCCCGGACACAAUUCUGCGGACUUUGACCGGCUGGAGGGCAAAAUUUUCUACCUCAAACAAGAAAUGGCCAACCUACGCGCCAUCGACGUGAAACUGAUGCAGCAGCUGAUAUCCAUCAACGAAGGUAUCGAGUCCAUCCGCUGGGUGAUGGACGACAAAGGCGACGACACGGUCAGCCAAGAUGGCAGCCUGUCCAGCAGCCUGUACAGCUUGUCCGAUAGCCAGGACGGCGGCUCGUUGCCGGGCAGCCUCAGCAGCCUGAACGACGCCAACAGCGACGAGCUGGACGCGCUGUCGGUGGGCAGCUACCUGGACACGCUUGCCGAGGACCUCUCGGAUGACCCUUCGCCCAGCGACCUGGACUGCUUGGUGGAUAAAUCCGUAAUCAACGGGGACGCCUUCUGCAAAUCCCCAGUGAAACUGAGGGCGGAAUCGGAUGAAUACUACUGCUUUGGAUAAUGAUAAUUCUCGUAGACAUAUUUACCAUUUUAUGUGUGUGGUCUCAAAUUAACUUUGCUGACUCAUCCCCGUGGGACUUUUUGUUUUACUUUGAAACUUGCCGCACCUCACCAAACCACUCUCCGUCACGCCCUUAUUUUCUUUGUUCUUCUUACAGCUGCGUCUUUCGGUUCCGUCAGGUGCAAAUGUCAUAUUUAUUUACCACCAUUUUAUUUAUUUACCUCAGAUUUGGUGCUGUUGUUACUGGUUUAGUACUGUUACAGCUGGGGAACAUACCUGCUUAGACAGUAACGGUACCUUGGAGUUUUUGGGGGUAACGUGAAAGAAAAAAAAAAACAUUGUUCCCUUUAAAGGGUUUGUUUUUGGUGAGUCUAAUCUAAUGUGCUUUUGUAGCCUUGGUACUUGACCUUUAGAGUCUGGGAACAUACUCUUACCAGGUGCCUCCCAGUAUCUCGGACUCCAGUAUUUUGAUCUGGUGCGCUGGCGUCACAGUUUGGUCUUUCAGACCUUGACAAUAGUUUUUUGCGGCCUAUACGUUUUAAACGGGACCUUUUAAAGUCGUCUUAAAGAGAUUUGACCUGAUUUUCCGAGUCACUCGUAAAUUUCACGUGUAACGUGUCACUGCUCUCAUAGUUACUUCUACAUUUGGGAUAUACCUUGUAUCUUUUAAGGAUCGGAAACGGUACCUCAAAAUCCUUUUAAGCCUUAAGCCGUUUAAAUCUUUACCCGAGUUUUCUGAUGCCUACACGGCAAAGAAAAUUCGUUGUAAUUUUUUUAAGGGCUACCUUUACAUUUGUCACUUCCGCCACUUGACCUUUCACGCUUGUGGUCAUGCCUCUGUCCUUCCAUAAAGGCUACAAGGCAUGAUUUAAGAGUGCAAUAAAUACCCCAGCGCACUAGUGUAGAUUUGUUACGAGUCGAAGCGGGUUAUCUCGACUUCUCUCUAAGCUUCAAUCAUCAGUCACCCUCAGACAACUUCAGCAAAGAAGAAGAUUAGGAUUGAAAAGCCAUUUGGACAAUUGGACGCUGCUUGCUGAGUGAUACAAGACGCUUCAACUUGAAUCUAAAGCAAGAGCAGAAGGACUUUGUAGUCAAAGAACCUAAGCUUGACUGAAAAGAAAAACAAUUUGAUUGUCUGGUAGAUAACAUUAGCCCAAAGCGUUGGGGGAGUUGUUGACGUCCGACACGUGUGAAACACAUGUCAGCACUUUUCCAAAUGUCCUUUGUUAACGCUUUGUACAUCAUGUUUUUUUUGUUUUUAGGCUUUACAUUGUGUCAAUCGCCGCCUUCUUUUGUAACGAUUGGCAAUGUUGUCGAGCAAAUGACAUGAUAAUACAUUGUGAUUUGUUACCCAA
Molecule: messenger RNA, 2165 nt
Organism: Syngnathus typhle (broad-nosed pipefish)
Lineage: Eukaryota; Metazoa; Chordata; Actinopteri; Syngnathiformes; Syngnathidae
Product: leucine rich adaptor protein 1-like
Exons: 2
Coding region: 220-810 (196 amino acids)
Biological process (GO): positive regulation of canonical NF-kappaB signal transduction
Source: RefSeq, a predicted model, not a curated record